Molecule: messenger RNA, 1209 nt
Organism: Pocillopora damicornis (cauliflower coral)
Lineage: Eukaryota; Metazoa; Cnidaria; Anthozoa; Scleractinia; Pocilloporidae
Source: RefSeq, a predicted model, not a curated record
AUGACACUCAAGGCACAUCACUCUCCGCGGGUAGCGAUGGAAACCCUUCAAGACCUUGCUGUAACUCCUGGUUUGCGAGAUCCACGCUUGAAUUUUGCAGAAUCUGUCAUAGAAGGGCACAUCCCAGACAUAAAGACUACUGAUCGUUCUUAUUUAAGGGUAGUUUUGUGGUUUUCUUUCCUGUGUCCCAUGUUUUUUGGUCCAUUUUUAUAUUUUUGGGUCUUACAAUACUUAAAAGAUGACACUCAAGGCACAUCACUCUCCGCGGGUAACGAUGGAAACCGUAGUAGGGUGGAUUAUAUUUGUCGUAGAAACGAAGAACCAUUGAUAUGUUCGGUAACUCUAUUUUGUUGUUUCCUGUUGCUGAUAGAGGUCAUGUUUGUUUUAGCUAGAGUGUGGACAUCCAGCGAAAUUUCAAAAAGAGGAAAUAUGUCGCGAGACUUUAUUGUACUCCUUGCACAUAUACCAGAAUGGUUAGUGAUGUGCUGUUGUAACUGCCUUUGUUGUGAAGAUUUGGAUAUUAGUUCAUUUUUCAGCAGAUUAUUGCUGAUUAUGUGCACGAGCUUGGUUAGUUACCAUUUGAGCUGGGUUGCAGUGGGUAUCAUGGUUAAUCCAGCUUGGGGCGUUUCUAUUUUGUUGAUACUUUCCUUUUUUGGCAAUACCUUAUUUUUUGUAAUCAAUGAAACAACCCACGCAAAUGACUUUCGUCUUUCUACCCUUUUCGCAUAUACACCUGGCUUCCUUGGUCUCUGCUUUGUUGUCGUCCCUCCAGUAGUAGUUGGACAGUCAUUUUAUUGUCGGGAAACUGCAGAUGAUAUUCUAAAAGCAGCGUUAUUGUCUGUUAUCGGUGCUGUGUCAUGGCUGUACUUCAAAUCCCGCAAAGCUUCCUCUGAUACUUCACAGUGUGUUGAGGCUGCUAAGCAAGCAGCAGCUGCAGCGAGGGCUCUGACCGAAAAAAUAACUGUACCUCAGCGUGAUGGGACUGAGGUUCAUUCUGCAAUUGUGGCAGCAGCUAUAGCUACAUCCUCUGCAGCUGGUGCAGCUGCGGCCGCGGCUGAAGCUGUGGCUGUUGCUUUGGCUGCAGCCAAGAAUGAAAAUUCAAAACUUAAAACCGCGCAAGGUGGAAACGAAAAUAGCACCCCAAAUGGAAAUGGAUUAAGCGAGGAGACACAUCCCCUAUACGAAAUCCAAAGUGCCUCCGGACGUUAA